AUGACCACACCCUCACACUCGAACCUUUCCCAGCUGCUGCCAAUGCUCCUCUUCCUCCUCCUUGCAGCAGCAGCUGGGUCUGACUUGAUCAUGUUCCAGGCUGCCGCUGCUGCUGAGAUUGCUCUUCCGGGUUGCCCGGAUAAGUGCGGCGACGUGAGCAUCCCCUACCCCUUCGGCAUGGGGAAGGCCGGUUGUUUCCUCCCAGGCUUCGAGGUCACCUGCAAUGCCUCCUUCCAGCCGCCUCGCGUCUUCCUCGCCUACACACCAGGAGAUGGAAACGCAACACUCCAGAUUAAGCAGAGCGUAGCCUACUCGGGCGCGGACAACAGCGCAUCUGAGUUGUCGACCGAGCAGGCGCCGUUGGAGCUGAUGGAUGUAUCAGUCGGGAAGGCCGAGGCACGAGUGUACUCCGCAGUCAUGUCAUACUGCCGCACCAGUACUUUGGACCGCCUCCUGAAAAUAACCGGAGUACAGUUGGAUAAUAAGGGGCCAUUCCUCCUAUCGGUGACGCGCAACGUACUUGUUGGCGUGGGAGCAUGGCGAAGCGAAGUUGCUUUAGUUACCGAGUUGUCCAUCGCAAGUAACACUUCCGAAAACUUCAUUCUCUACUGCCUUUCAGAUAUCAAUGGCAUCCUGCGGUAUGCCUCCAAUGGAUCGUGCACUGGGCGCGGCUGCUGCCAGGCCGCCAUGCCCCCGGACACGGUCCCACUAACCGUGUUCUUGCUGGGGGUGCAGCGUCAAGUCGACCCCGAGCCCGAGUACCUGGGGGGCAUCAGCCCGUGCUCGUAUGGCAUGUUGGUGGAGACUUCAUGGUACAACUUCUCUACGACCGACUUGUCUGGCUAUGAGGGCAUGUCCAACAAAUUCUCCAGGGGCGUCCCCCUGGUGAUCGACUUCGCCAUCAGGACAGGUACGUGUCCGGCAGCAGGCCAGCAGCCAGCCAAAGGCUAUGCGUGCCUUAGCAGAAACAGCUACUGCGCCAACGCCACCAGCGGAAAAGGUUACAUUUGCAAGUGUGACGAGCAUUACGAUGGCAACCCAUAUGUCCCCAACGGAUGCCAAGACAUCGAUGAGUGCAAGCUUCAUGAGAAGUACAACUGCUCGAAUGGUGGAACCUGCAAGAACAGGCUUAACGGCUAUGACUGUCCAUGCGGACCCGGAAUGACCACCAAAGGAGGAAAAUGCACGGAGAUAUUUCCCACAGUAGCAAAGGCAGUUGUGGGUGCGGUAGGUGGUCUCCUUGUUCUGGCCCUUCUAUCAUUCAUUAUCAUUCUUCGCAAAGAGCGUCGAAAGACAAAAGAAUUCUACCGUAAGAAUGGUGGCCCAACAUUAGAGAAGGCUAAAAUGAUAAAGAUUUACAAAAAAGAGGAUCUCAAGCAUAUUUUGAUGAGUAGCAAUGUAAUUGGAAAAGGUGGUUUUGGUGAAGUUUUCAAGGGAUUUGUUGAUAAAGUAGAAGUUGCAGUAAAGAAACCAAUAACCGGUAAUUUGCUAGAGAGCGAGCAGUUUGCAAAUGAAGUCAUCAUCCAGUCUCAAGUUAUCCAUAGGAACAUUGUUAGGCUCUUAGGUUGUUGCCUAGAAGUGGACACCCCCAUGCUAGUGUACGAGUUCAUCUCCAAAGGUAGCAUGGACGAUAUUCUUCAUGGGGAGGGCAACAAGGAGCCUCUUAACUUGGACGUGCGUCUAAGGAUUGCUGCAGAAUCAGCACAUGGUCUAGCUUAUAUGCAUUCACAAGCACAUAUAAAAAUUUUGCAUGGUGAUGUGAAGCCGGCAAACAUACUCUUGGAUGAGAACUUCGCGCCGAAGAUCUCAGACUUCGGCAUAUCAAGAUUGAUUGCGAGAGACAAGGAACAUGCUGCAACAGUUAUCGGUGACAGGACCUAUAUGGAUCCAGUGUACUUACAAACAGGUCUGUUGACUGAAAAGAGUGAUGUAUACAGUUUUGGGGUUCUCAUCCUAGAGCUUAUUAGCAGGAAGAAGGCCACUUAUUCUGACAACAACAGCUUGGUCAGCAAUUUCCUGGAUGCUCACAAAAAGGGUGAGAAAGCCACUGAGCUAUUUGACAAGGACAUUGCUGCUACAGAAAAUUUGGAAGUUCUUGAUAAUCUCACAGAGAUUGCUGUGGAAUGUCUUAACCUUGAUGUUGAUCAAAGGCCGUCAAUGACAGAAGUGGCAGAGCGCCUUCUCAUUCUGAACCGAUCUCGUAAGUUGUAA
Lolium rigidum is the source of this 2211-nucleotide messenger RNA. RefSeq names its product wall-associated receptor kinase 4-like. Gene Ontology annotation, cellular component: plasma membrane. The transcript is spliced from 3 exons. The record is from RefSeq and is a predicted model, not a curated record. Gene Ontology annotation, molecular function: ATP binding; protein serine/threonine kinase activity; polysaccharide binding. Bases 1 to 2211 code for a protein of 736 amino acids. Lineage: Eukaryota; Viridiplantae; Streptophyta; Magnoliopsida; Poales; Poaceae. Gene Ontology annotation, biological process: cell surface receptor signaling pathway; protein phosphorylation.